Molecule: messenger RNA, 1023 nt
Organism: Blepharisma stoltei
Lineage: Eukaryota; Ciliophora; Heterotrichea; Heterotrichida; Blepharismidae
Source: the annotation of a GenBank genome assembly
AUGGAACAUUUUGGAGUUUAUAAAGGAGAACGAAAUAAUAGAGGCCAACCCCAUGGAUUUGGAAAAUUUGUAUGAAGAACUAAUAAAGAUGUAUAUGAAGGGCAGUGAUAUAAAGGAAAACAGCAUGGAGUAGGUACUAUGCAUUACGCAACUUUUCAAUAUGUUUAUCAUGGGGAAUGGAAUUUAGGGGCAAGACACGGAUUAGGGACUAUGACGCUAGCUAAUGGCGAUCAGCUGACAGGGACUUUUAUAAAUAAUGAAUUUGAAGGGCAAGGAGUUAUUUAUUAUCAUAAUGGCGAUUUUUAUGAAGGCGAUGUAAUAAAAGGACUAAGACAUGGAGAAGGAACUUUACGAUAUUUCAACGGAGAAUACUAUGAAGGCCAAUGAUUCAAUAAUCAGCGGCAUGGCUUUGGCCGCCAAACCCAGCCAGAUGGAACUCAAUAUUAUUAUGGUAACUGAAGAUAUGAUCAACCUAUGGGUAUUGGCAAACUUUGCCAAGUCGUUGAGACUGGUGUUUUAGCUACCCUUGAAGGCACAUUUCACAAUGGCAGUUUAUAUGGGAAGGGAAUUCUAGCUGAUACUACUGGAAACCUAUAUAAAGGUGAUUUUAAAGAUAAUCAUAUCCAUGGAGUCGGAGAACUUUAUUUGUCCAAUGGGCAAAAAUAUAUAGGAGAGUUUAAAUAUGACGAUUUUAAGAAAGGCAAGGCAGAAAUGCCCGACAGUACUGUGACUUAUGGAACAUUCUAUCAUUUUGACCCUGAUGGAAAAAAUGUUAAAAUCAAUUAUGGGAAUGGCGAUAUUUAUGAAGGAGGCAUGAAGCAGGGGAUGAAACAUGGAUUUGGAAGGCUAAAAGCAACGGAUGGAGCUGUGUUUGUAGGCAAUUUUCAUGAGGAUAGUAAAGAAGGGGAAGCGAGGAUUGUGUACCCUGACGGAAGUGAAUAUGUAGCUGAUUAUACUGCAGGGAUAGAAAAAGAACCUGGGAUUUUAAUUAAACCAACUGCAAAGGAUAAAAAAAAGAAAUAA